GCGUUUUUAUAGCAUGUUGGAUGCUAUAACUCGCUUGUUAAAACGGACUAGGUUCGAGUUGCAGCAGAUACCGUUUUAAAGAUUGCAGAGUACCAAGCGGGAUAGGACCGAGGAAGAAAAGGAAACGGUUUCAAUUGGAUCGAAACCUCGCCUUCAUUUUUGAUUCAGGAUGGGGAACAGAGAUGACGAGUAUGACUACUUGUUCAAAGUGGUGUUGAUAGGAGACUCUGGUGUGGGGAAGAGUAACCUGUUGUCUCGUUUCACCCGGAAUGAGUUUAACCUGGAGAGUAAGAGCACCAUCGGGGUGGAGUUUGCCACCCGCAGUAUCCAGGUGGAUGGGAAGACCGUGAAGGCUCAGAUCUGGGACACAGCUGGCCAGGAGAGAUACCGGGCUAUUACAUCAGCGUAUUACCGUGGUGCCGUGGGUGCUCUUCUGGUCUAUGACAUCGCCAAGCACCUGACCUAUGAAAGCGUGGAGCGUUGGCUGAAGGAGCUGAGAGACCAUGCUGACAGCAACAUCGUUAUUAUGUUGGUUGGCAACAAGAGUGACCUGCGCCACCUCAGGGCUGUGCCCACCGAUGGGGCACGGGCGUUUGCAGAGAAGAACGGUUUGUCUUUCCUGGAGACCUCAGCCCUGGACUCUACUAACGUGGAGACAUCCUUCCAGACCAUUCUGACUGAAAUCUAUCGCAUUGUCUCUCAGAAACAGAUGUCAGACCGGCAAGACAACAACAUGUCACCUAGCAACAACGUGGUCAACAUCCAGGUGCAGCCGACGGAGAAUAAACCAAAGAUGCAAUGUUGUCAGAGCAUUUAACGGCAUCACCAGUACCACCUGCUUCCCCCUGACCCCCGACCCCAAACCCCCUUCUAAAAGACUGCUUUGGUCCUGUCUGUCUGAGACACAGCUGCGUGGCCAGGCUCUAGACUGACACACAGCUGCAUGGCCAGGCUCUAGACCGAGACACAGCUGCGUGACCAGGCUCUAGACCAAGACACAGCUGCGUGGCCAGGCUCUAGACUGACACACAGCUGCGUGGCCAGGCUCUAGACCGAGACACAGCUGCGUGGCCAGGCUCUAGACCGAGACACAGCUGCGUGGCCAGGCUCUAGGGUCUAUACUGAGUAGAGGCUGCCUCCAAAGUGUGCACUUACUUGUCUUGCACACUUCUGUGUCUGAGCCUGUUAGUUCCUUAAGGAUCCCCAGUCAGGACUAUACAGCUGUGUCUGAGCCCGUUGGUUCCUUAAGGAUCCCCAGUCAGGACUAUACAGCUGUGUCAGCCCGUUGGUUCCUUAAGGAUCCCCAGUCAGGACUAUACAGCUGUGAUCCCGUUGGUUCCUUAAGGAUCCCCAGUCAGGAAUAUACAGCUGUGUCUGAGCCCGUUGGUUCCUUAAGGAUCCCCAGUCAGGACUCUACAGCUGUGUCUGAGCCCGUUGGUUCCUUACGGAUCCCGUUGGUUCCUUACGGAUCCCGUUGGUUCCUUACGGAUCCCGUUGGUUCCUUAAGGAUCCCCAGUCAGGACUAUACAGCUGUGUCUGAGCCCGUUGGUUCCUUAAGGAUCCCCAGUCAGGACUAUACAGCUGUGUCUGAUCCCGUUGGUUCCUUAAGGAUCCCUAGUCAGGACUAUACAGCUGUGUCUGAGCCUGUUGGUUCCUUAAGGAUCCCCAGUCAGGACUAUACAGCUGUGUCUGAUCCCGUUGGUUCCUUAAGGAUCCCCAGUCAGGACUAUACAGCUGUGAUCCCAUUGGUUCCUUAAGGAUCCCCAGUCAGGACUAUACAGCUGUGAUCCCGUUGGUUCCUUAAGGAUCCCCAGUCAGGACUAUACAGCUGUGUCUGAUCCCGUUGGUUCCUUAAGGAUCCCCAGUCAGGACUAUACAGCUGUGAUCCCGUUGGUUCCUUAAGGAUCCCCAGUCAGGACUAUACAGCUGUGUCUGAGCCCGUUGGUUCCUUAAGGAUCCCCAGUCAGGACUACACAGCUGUGUCUGAGCCCGUUGGUUCCUUACGGAUCCCGUUGGUUCCUUAAGGAUCCCCAGUCAGGACUAUACAGCUGUGUCUGAUCCCGUUGGUUCCUUAAGGAUCCCCAGUCAGGACUAUACAGCUGUGAUCCCGUUGGUUCCUUAAGGAUCCCCAGUCAGGACUAUACAGCUGUGUCUGAUCCCGUUGGUUCCUUAAGGAUCCCCAGUCAGGACUAUACAGCUCUGAGCCCGUUGGUUCCUUAAGGAUCCCCAGUCAGGACUAUACAGCUGUGUCUGAUCCCGUUGGUUCCUUAAGGAUCCCCAGUCAGGACUAUACAGCUGUGUCUGAUCCCGUUGGUUCCUUAAGGAUCCCCAGUCAGGACCAUACAGCUGUGUCUGAUCCCGUUGGUUCCUUAAGGAUCCCCAGUCAGGACUAUACAGCUGUGAUCCCGUUGGUUCCUUAAGGAUCCCCAGUCAGGACUAUACAGCUGUGUCUGAGCCCGUUGGUUCCUUAAGGAUCCCCAGUCAGGCCUAUACAGCUGUGUCUGAUCCCGUUGGUUCCUUAAGGAUCCCCAGUCAGGACUAUACAGCUGUGAUCCCGUUGGUUCCUUAAGGAUCCCCAGUCAGGACUAUACAGCUGUGAUCCCGUUGGUUCCUUAAGGAUCCCCAGUCAGGACUAUACAGCUGUGAUCCCGUUGGUUCCUUAAGGAUCCCCAGUCAGGACUAUACAGCUCUGAGCCCGUUGGUUCCUUAAGGAUCCCCAGUCAGGACUAUACAGCUGUGUCUGAUCCCGUUGGUUCCUUAAGGAUCCCCAGUCAGGACUAUACAGCUGUGUCUGAUCCCGUUGGUUCCUUAAGGAUCCCCAGUCAGGACCAUACAGCUGUGUCUGAUCCCGUUGGUUCCUUAAGGAUCCCCAGUCAGGACUAUACAGCUGUGAUCCCGUUGGUUCCUUAAGGAUCCCCAGUCAGGACUAUACAGCUGUGUCUGAGCCCGUUGGUUCCUUAAGGAUCCCCAGUCAGGCCUAUACAGCUGUGUCUGAUCCCGUUGGUUCCUUAAGGAUCCCCAGUCAGGACUAUACAGCUGUGAUCCCGUUGGUUCCUUAAGGAUCCCCAGUCAGGACUAUACAGCUGUGAUCCCGUUGGUUCCUUAAGGAUCCCCAGUCAGGACUAUACAGCUGUGAUCCCGUUGGUUCCUUAAGGAUCCCCAGUCAGGACUAUACAGCUUUUUAUUUCUGCCGUCUUUUAUAUUAUUAUAUAGCAACGAUUUAAUAAUCAGACAAACGCUGGACGAAUCUUCACAGAAAUGUCUUUAAUAUAUGAUUUACUGUUUUUGUUUUUAGAUUUUUAAUUAAAUCAUUUGAGGUUUGUUUUGUUCACCUGUAAGCUUCAAAUUGACUGCACUGUACUCUCAUUACCCUGGCUGACCUGUGAAUCCACAAAUUGCACCCUAUUCCCUAAUGUAGUGCACUACUAUUAACCAGAGGCCUUACCCUAACCAGUAGUAGUGCACUAUAAAAGGAAUAGCUUAAGGGACCAUUUGGGAGCCUGGUGGUGUGCUGCAUAACUAGAUAAUGUUCUCUCUGUGGAAGUAAUGCUAACGAUGAUAGGUUAGGGAUCAGUGGUAGUAAUGCUAUAAUGCUAGUGAUAGGCUAUGGAUCAGUGGUAGUAAUGCUAUAAUGCUAAUGAUAGGCUAGGGAACAGUGGUAGUAAUGCUAUAUUGCUAAUGAUGAUAGGCUAGGGAACAGUGGUAGUAAUGCUAAUGAUGACAGGCUAGGGAACAGUGGUAGUAAUGCUAUAAUGCUAAUGAUGAUAGGCUAGGGUUGCAAAAUUAGGCUAGGGUUGCAAAAUUCAUGAAACGUUCCCUACAUUUCCAAGGUUUUUUAUUAAUCAUGUUUCAAGGAAUUUCUGAUAUCAGGAAGGAUUAACUAGGGAAGGCAUCCUCCUACUGAGAUUUAUGAGGAAUUUCGGAGUUCUGAAAAGCAUGUAGCUCAAUAACCAGUAUCUGAGCUGUGAAGCUGUGAAUGGCACAUACAUAACCACUGUCUGGAGAGACCUGCAGAGACCUACAGCUAGACUCCCUAACACAGUGUCUGUUCAGACUGAUUCAUUAGAGCUAGACUCACUAACACAGUGUCUGUUCAGACUGAUUCAUUAGAGCUAGACUCACUAACACAGUGUCUGUUCAGACUGAUUCAUUAGAGCUAGACUCACUAACACAGUGUCUGUUCAGACUGAUUCAUUAGAGCUAGACUCACUAACACAGUGUCUGUUCAGACUGAUUCAUUAGAGCUAGACUCACUAACACAGUGUCUGUUCAGACUGAUUCAUUAGAGCUAGACUCCCUAACACAGUGUCAGUAGUGACUUGUUUCUGUGCCUAAUGCUUUGAGUACUGAGUAGUGACUUGUUUCAGUGCCUAAUGCUUUUAGUACUGAGUAGUGACUUGUUUCAGUGCCUAAUGCUUUUAGUACUGAGUAGUGACUUGUUUCAGUGCCUAAUGCUUUGAGUACUGAGGAGUGACUUGUUUCUGUGCCUAAUGCCUUGAGUACUGAGUAGUGACUUGUUUCAGUGCCUUUAUUGUAGAAUGACUUGUUGGUUGGUCUGUAGAUAGUUUUCAGAUGCCACCUCCCCUUCUCUUGAAGCCCAGCUCACCUAUCUCUCGGAAUUGGUGGACAGGACAGGUACCUACCCGUAAAAAUGUACGUGUGAUCAGGGUGGUUGGCAGGUAGCCACGGUGCGCUGCAGUUCACUCCAAACAACUCGUAUCAAGCAGAUCACACAAUUUACCACGGCCGGCAGCAGGCCUGGUCUACAGGGUAAUAGUAGUGUGGGUAGGAGCCACUGUCUGGAGUUAGCCCAGAUUAACAUCAUUAAUAACCCACUGUCUGGAGUUAGCCCAGAUUAACAUCAUUAAUAACCCACUGUCUGGAGUCAGACCAGAUUAACAUCAUUAAUAACCCACUGUCUGGAGUUAGCCCAGAUUAACAUCAUUAAUAACCCACUGUCUGGAGUCAGACCAGAUUAACAUCAUUCAUAACCCACUGUCUGGAGUUAGACCAGAUUAACAUCAUUAAUAACCCACUGUCUGGAGUCAGACCAGAUUAAUAUCAUUAAUAACCCACUGUCUGGAGUCAGACCAGAUUAACUUCAUUAAUAACCCACUGUCUGGAGUCAGACCAGAUUAACAUCAUUAAUAACCCACUGUCUGGAGUCAGACCAGAUUAACAUCAUUAAUAACCCACUGUCUGGAGUCAGACCAGAUUAAUAUCAUUAAUAACCCACUGUCUGGAGUUAGCCCAGAUUAACAUCAUUAAUAACCCACUGUCUGGAGUCAGACCAGAUUAACAUCAUUCAUAACCCACUGUCUGGAGUUAGACCAGAUUAACAUCAUUAAUAACCCACUGUCUGGAGUCAGACCAGAUUAAUAUCAUUAAUAACCCACUGUCUGGAGUCAGACCAGAUUAACUUCAUUAAUAACCCACUGUCUGGAGUCAGACCAGAUUAACAUCAUUAAUAACCCACUGUCUGGAGUCAGACCAGAUUAACAUCAUUAAUAACCCACUGUCUGGAGUCAGACCAGAUUAACUUCAUUAAUAACCCACUGUCUGGAGUCAGACCAGAUUAACAUCAUUAAUAACCCACUGUCUGGAGUCAGACCAGAUUAACUUCAUUAAUAACCCACUGUCUGGAAUCAGACCAGAUUAACUUCAUUAAUAACCCACUGUCUGGAGUCAGACCAGAUUAACAUCAUUAAUAACCCACUGUCUGGAGUCAGACCAGAUUAACUUCAUUAAUAACCCACUGUCUGGAGUCAGACCAGAUUAACUUCAUUAAUAACCCACUGUCUGGAGUCAGACCAGAUUAACUUCAUUAAUAACCCACUGUCUGGCGUCAGACCAGAUUAACAUCAUUAAUAACCCACUGUCUGGAGUCAGACCAGAUUAACUUCAUUAAUAACCCACUGUCUGGAGUCAGACCAGAUUAAUUUAAUUCAUAACCCACUGUCUGGAGUCAGACCAGAUUAAUUUAAUUCAUAACCCAUUUCACGUAAAAUAGUGUCUGUUUUGCACUGAAUUUAAAAAACAACCCAUCAAUCAAAUGAAGAGCGUUACAAAUUAGUCUGCACUGCUUCCGUGAUAAUGAAUGAUAGAUUAGCAUGCUAUAUUGAUAUGCUAUUAUGGACCACCAUGACUGGUAACAUGAACGACCUGAAUGUUUAUUACCCCUGACACCACUACUUUUUCUGGGAAUGACUGCAGCCUUGUAUCGUACUGUGAUGACCUGGGAUGUGUUCAUUAGGCACCAAACAGUAGAAAACUGAUUUAAAACCGGGAGGGACUACCUGCACUAGUAGUCCAAUAACAAACACUAAAAUGUCUAUUUUCCUGUUGUAAAACAUUUUUUGCUAGAAUUCAGAUGGCACCAUGUGUCACGAUUGUCGUUGGGAGAAGGAGAAGAGGACCAAAGAGCAGCGUGGUAUACUGGAACAAAACAGACCGACAAACGAACAGUGCUGCAAGGUGCAACAAAAACACUAAACAGAAAAUUCAAAACGUAGAAUACAAAACAUAGAAUGCCCACCCCAACUCACGCCCUGACCAAACUAAAACAGAGCCAUAAAAAAGGAACUAAGGUCAGGGCGUGACACCAUUCUUCCAUAGGGGUUGCUUUGGAGCAGGCUAGCUUUGGCGCAGGCUAGCUUUGGCGCAGGCUAGCUUUGGAGCAGGCUAGCUUUGGAGCAGGCUAGCUUUGGAGCAGGCUAGCUUUGGCGCAGGCUAGCUUUGGAGCAGGAUAGCUUUGGAGCAGGCUAGCUUUGGCGCAGGCUAGCUUUGGCGCAGGCUAGCUUUGCUCGGUCUAUGAAGUCCCCUUAACUAUUGCUGUUGUGUGGUUUUAAUUAUGUCAAUGAUCUUUCACUUUAUGCCUCGGCACCACUGUUUUUAUGUUUUCAUUCAUGCUGUGCUGUGAUUUUGUUGUUGUUGUUGUUGUUAUUUCUUAUUUGUUUUGUUUAUAAUUAAACUCUUCUGUGUCCACUAAUUACAAUGAAUAAAUAAACUUACCUCGGA
Oncorhynchus mykiss (rainbow trout) is the source of this 7017-nucleotide messenger RNA. RefSeq names its product RAB11a, member RAS oncogene family (gene rab11a). Gene Ontology annotation, molecular function: GTPase activity; GTP binding. Lineage: Eukaryota; Metazoa; Chordata; Actinopteri; Salmoniformes; Salmonidae. The record is from RefSeq and is a predicted model, not a curated record.